Messenger RNA from Aspergillus glaucus CBS 516.65, 1807 nucleotides. RefSeq lists its product as uncharacterized. The transcript has 2 exons. The coding region runs from base 164 to 1660 and encodes 498 amino acids. NCBI's taxonomy places the organism in Eukaryota, Fungi, Ascomycota, Eurotiomycetes, Eurotiales, Aspergillaceae. The record is from RefSeq and is a predicted model, not a curated record.
GCUUUUCGGUGAGGAUCCAGAAAUUAGCCACAGAUCUUAUCUUGGCGAAGCCAGUGCACUAUUCAAGGUUAAAAGGGAUAUCAAUUUUAUAUAGGUUCAAAUCCUGAAUAGGCUUCUGAGAAUAUGGGCGCUACGUGAAGGCGAGCAGCCAAAAAGGCAAAACAUGCGUCGCGUAGUUGAGUCAACUUACAGUCCGGUUUCCAUGGUCUUGAUCGCUCAAGAGCGCUUCUGGGAGUUGAGAGACUUGAUCACGAAAAUAGCUAACGUCAACAUUGACGACGCAUGGCUCGGAAUUUUCAUGAGCGGUUAUGGCGACGAUUCCUCACUCCAGGGAAUGAUCAGUGAUUUCACUCCUGGAGCGUACGAUGAAUCCUCUUAUCUGGCAUUGCUCGAUGUCCUAGUGGCGCUCUCUGGGUACCCCUUCUCUAAGCAAUCGUUUUCAAACCCUGAUAGCUUGUCAGCAUCCGGACGCAUUCUCCAUCAGGCUCGUCAGGUUUCCAACAUCAUCGAAACAAAAAGGCCCGAGCUGGUCAAGUCACGGCCGUACCUUCGCUGUAUCCUAGCUGAAGCAGAGCAUAGCCGUCGUCUUGAAGGUGACGUGAUUCGACAAUAUCUUUCUCGAUUCCCAGGUGUCACGGUUUGUAGAAGCUUGGUGCCCAUUUACAUCCCCAACACUUGUGAGAAUCCCGGUUGGCCAGAUAUCCAUGCGCAUCCACAGUAUACAAGGCUCGUCCAGAUCGCACUCAAAACAGCCCGAGCAAUGGGAGACUACCAAACCGAAGUCUUAUGCCUACAGGAGCUGAUAUGUCGAUCUUCACACCCGCGGGAAUUGUUCGAGCAGCUGAAGCAGCAGCAGAGAGAGAUGGAGGGCAAUUCAAUUGCAUCCCGACAAACCUGUCUGUCAAUGUAUCUUUUGCAAGACAUGGGAUCCUCGCACUCAUUGGAAGCCUUUCUAAAUGAAUACCAUCUCGCUAGCUCUCCUACCCGGACUGUUUCACGUCGGACCCAGGACGGACUUACCCAAUGGUGCUAUGUUAUGCUGCAACGAGCCUUUGCCACCUACGCGGGACAAGAUAAGGGUGAGGUAGAACUUGGGGUCACUCGUCUUUCAUCAAAACUCCCCAAUGAUGUUUCUUCCAUUUCCAAUAGGGCGUUUCAAUUUAGUCGCCCGCAUCGAGUUUCGACCUCAUAUAGCAGCGAUUCCGACUAUGAUUCUGACGACUACCGCGACCACAAAAAGGAAGCUGAAGUCGGACCGCGCAGGAGGUCCUUCAGUCGUAACAGGAUCCUACCAUACCCUCCGGGACUAUCAGUUCUUCAUUCCUUUCCUAAAUCGGAAGCUACUGUAUUUUGCGGGACUGGACCACCUACUCCCUAUCUCCAGCCUCUCACUGAUUCGGAAAAAGAGAUCCACGACAGCACCAAAGUAGCCAGUGUGGAUCAAAUGGUUCAAACUGAGGAUUCCAAUUAUAAGCACACUGUAACGCCGCAUAUCAUCAUUACUGAGUCAUCUACCGAGGCCAAUAAAGACCCAGGCAAUACCAAUAAUAGUAACUUAUGCCCGGCCCAAGACAAACAGCCACGAGAGGUAGAGGCACCUCCCAAGGAUAAACCGUCAAAGCAAGCUCAGGUUCAUGAACCUUCGUCGUCUUCAGAGUGACCGGGAUCCCUUGUCGGUGCCUAGAAUGAAAAAUUUGCUACAAAGAUCGAAGAUAAAAGCCAAGGAAGGACUCGUUACCGAUGUGACUAUCAGAGAGAAUGAAUGCAUAAUGGCUCUUCGGGCUAUUUCGGUCAACGGAAAAGAAAC